GAGAGAGAGAGUGAGAGAGAGGCAGAGUGCAGUCACAAAAAUUGUACUCUCUGGAUUAGGACCGAUGAAAAUAGACUCUCACAAUGAUGCCUUCAUUCAGCCCUGAUGAGCAAGCCAGAUAAACAGCAAGGGAUAAAAGGGGGGGAUGAAGGACCGAAGGAGAAGAGUUCAUGCUGCAAUCAUCUCUAACACAAGCUGCGGGUUGGUCGAGCAGACAACAACAGAUCGAAAUAGGGGAGGCGAUGGAAGCAUGCCAAGAGAAUGCACCCGGAACAGAAAGCGUAAGGAGGUUUCAGAGGAUUUGUGUUUUCUGCGGGAGCAGGUCAGGAAACAGGACUUGUUUCAGCGAAGCAGCUCUCGAUCUUGGCAAGAAAAUGGUAGAGCGGAAGAUAGACCUCGUGUAUGGCGGUGGAAGCGUCGGCCUUAUGGGUUUGAUAUCCAAAACUGUCUCUGACGGUGGCCGCAACGUUCUUGGAGUCAUUCCUCCGGCCAUCUUCCCAAACGAGCUGUUAGGAGAAACCAUCGGCGAGGUGAGAACCGUCGAGGACAUGCACGAGAGGAAAUCAGAAAUGGCAAAAAAUGCCGACGCAUUCAUCGCCCUCCCAGGAGGGUACGGAACCAUGGAGGAACUCCUCGAGGUCAUUGCUUGGUUUCAGCUCGGAUUCCAUGACAAACCAGUGGGGAUCCUGAACGUGGACGGGUACUACGACAGCUUGCUCUCACUGUUCGAGAACGCAGUGGCGCAUGGGUUCAUAGAGGAGUCAGCCAGGCGCAUUGUGGUGUCAGCAGAGAGCGCAGAAGAGCUGAUCAGGAAGAUGGAGGCGGAUAUGGGUGAAAGGGUGAGGGUGAAGGACGCAAGCAAGAAGAGGAAAAGGAACAAUUAACUUAACUCAAAUGCAUUCGUUGGAAGUGCCUUUUGCUUGCAUUAUUGAGUGGGAGACAAUGAGUAACUGUCAGAAUGGAAGAACAAAUUAGAAUGGCAUGAUGUUUCCACUUUGAUGAGAGAGGGAGGAUUGCAGUGCACAAUGGCAAAGCAAAGCAACGCAAUGAGGUGGACCAGUACAGUAGAGAAGAGUGUGCUGCCGCAAGUGCCCAUCUUAAUUUAACAACUUUCUGUGCUCAUAUCAUCAUGUUGUCUGUCUUUCUUGUGAGAAUUAAUAAGAAAUUCGUAUGCGUUGUGUGAUCCUUAAAUGAGGAUACCUGCCCAAACGCUGCCUUAUCUGCUUAUUAUCUACCUGUCGCUAUCUCCAACAAUGGUGGUUGUGAGCAAUUUGGAGGUCCAGCUGAUCUAAUCAUGA
Zingiber officinale is the source of this 1298-nucleotide messenger RNA. Its product is annotated as probable cytokinin riboside 5'-monophosphate phosphoribohydrolase LOG6. The record is from RefSeq and is a predicted model, not a curated record. Gene Ontology annotation, cellular component: nucleus; cytosol. The transcript is spliced from 7 exons. Lineage: Eukaryota; Viridiplantae; Streptophyta; Magnoliopsida; Zingiberales; Zingiberaceae. Gene Ontology annotation, biological process: cytokinin biosynthetic process. Bases 171 to 884 code for a protein of 237 amino acids. Gene Ontology annotation, molecular function: hydrolase activity, hydrolyzing N-glycosyl compounds.